Molecule: messenger RNA, 1989 nt
Organism: Komagataella phaffii GS115
Lineage: Eukaryota; Fungi; Ascomycota; Pichiomycetes; Pichiales; Pichiaceae
Product: Protein involved in excretion of putrescine and spermidine
Exons: 1
Coding region: 1-1989 (662 amino acids)
Biological process (GO): transmembrane transport
Cellular component (GO): membrane
Molecular function (GO): transmembrane transporter activity
Source: RefSeq, a predicted model, not a curated record
AUGUCUGAACAAUCAAGGAACCCAUUGAGAUUUUUGACCACUGGUGGGGUCCAAACACAAUUCCAUAGACUUCAAGAUGCUGCAGCCAGUUCUCAUCUGUUAGAACGGGCACAGGAAACCUUAAACCCUACUAAUCUAAUGGAUGUAGCCCAUCAGACUCCAGGCCAUAUACUAGAUAUGAUCACGGGGGAAGAUCAAGAAGAUGAUACCGAGGAUAUUGAACGUUUUAAUUAUAAACAAGAGCUUCAACGGAAACUUACAGUAACAUCCAUUAUUGGUUUGGGGUUCUCCCUAAUGGGUGUUCCUUUCGGGAUGUCAACUACUCUUUACAUUGGACUGAUUGACGGUGGAAGUGUUACGCUUCUUUGGGGAUGGGUUGUGGUGGCUAUCUUAUCUUUGUGCACUGCUUUAUCAUUAGCAGAAAUUUGUUCAAAAUAUCCUUCCUCAGGCGGUAUCUAUCACCAGGCUGCUAUUCUAGCAAGUGAGAAGUAUUCGUUAAUCUGCUCGUGGUUUACGGGUUGGUUUUUAAUUAUUGGUAACUGGUCAAUGUUUACUAGUAUCGUUUAUGGUGGAGCCCAAUUUAUUUUGAGUAUUUUUGGAUUAAAGGAUUCGGGCUAUAGACAGGAUUCCUUCCUAGUGUUACUAUUAUUCUUUAUCAUGGUCCUGUUAUCAGGAUUGGUCAAUCUGAAAUUUGCAAAUCGGUUAGAUACGAUAAACAAUUUGUGUGUCAUAUGGACCAUUGGAACAGUCCUUAUCAUAGAUAUCAUUUUGCUGAUCAAGGCAAGAUCUCGUAAUGACAUCAACUUCGUUUUGUCCAAUUUUGAUGCUUCAAGAUCAGGAUGGCCUCCUGUUAUUGCAUUUUUCGUUGGCCUUCAACCUGCUGCGUUUACCUUGCAAGGUUUCGGAAUGAUUCCAGCUAUGACUGAUGAAGUGAAAAAGCCAGAGAAAAAUAUCCCCAAAGGAAUGGUCCUUGCUGUGUUGGUUGCUGGUAUCACUGGAGUGAUAUUCAUCAUCCCUAUUCUAACUAUUCUACCAGAACUGAAUCUUUUACUAGAUAAGAAUCCUGAUAUUAUGCCCAUUGAUCUGGUAUUCAAACUGGCUACAGAGUCAUACUUGAUUUCGUUUUUGCUAGUAUUAUUGCUAGUUGGAGCAGUUUGCUUUGCAGGAAUUGGAUCACUGACUACAUCAUCCCGUGCUACUUAUGCUUUUGCCAGAGAUAAUGCCCUACCAUGCAACUGGAUUUGGGUCCAGGUUAAAAUAAUUGAUGAAACUACUGUACCAGCAAAUGCUCUGUUUCUUUCGAUGGGUGUGGCAUGUUUCCUAGGAGUACUGUCACUUUUCUCUACAUCUGCAUUUAGUGCUUUUAUGGGCUCCGCUGUGAUAUCCUUAUCUAUUGCGAAUGGAAUCCCAAUUCUGAGUUCGGUUUUGGGUAAGAGAAAAAAAGUGAAAGGUACCGCCUUCAAAUUAAAGAGAAUCGGCUAUGUUUUGAACAUCAUAAGCUUGUUUUGGAUUGUAUUGACUGUGGUGAUUUUGUGUAUGCCAGUACAAAUACCGAUUACAAUCAUAAGCAUGAAUUAUGCGUUUGUGGUAUUUUUGUCAUUCACUGUAUUUGCUGCUGUCAGUUGGAUAUUUUACGGAAAGGAUCAUUUCCAAGGACCUCAACUGGACCAUCAUCACUCUGCAGAGCAAAACAUUCAAAUGCACAGUCUUUCAAAUGAUAAUACUAAAGAUUUAGAUGAUUUCAGUGAACACAAGGAUGAAACAAUAUACGAGGCCUCCAAUAUUGAUUCGAAUGAAGGUUCCACCUCGUUUGCGAUGUCUACGUCCAAGGUUUCAUCACCCAAUUCCUCUUUCCCAGACGAAGCUGAUUUGGAUGUUUUACAAGAUGAGGAUGACGGCAAUCCAGAAAACAGCAUAUUGGGUUGGGACCUACUAGAUGAUGUCAGACCUACGAAACUCAACAGGGUCUUCAAAGGUGGUUCAGGCUGA